AUGGGGUUUACUAACCUCUCUACUGAUACUGGCGUUACUGUGCUUGAUAACUGGUUGUUGACUCGUUCUUAUAUCACCGGCCUUGCUCCCACACAAGCCGAUGUUAUCUGUUUCAAGGCUCUCAAGAGUUCUCCCGAUAUUGUCAGGUACCCUCAAGCCGCUCGAUGGUACACACACAUUGCCACCUUUGAAGACGAAUUCUCUACUCUUAUUGGAGAUGCUACCAAACCCUAUACUGCCUAUGGCCCAGAAGUCGCAGAGAUCAAUAUGGACCACUCUAUGGUCCUUGCCCCUGAUGAGGAUAAUGAUGACGUCGAUUUCUUCGGCAGUGACGAUGAGGAGGAGAAUGAAGAGGCGGUUCGUAUCCGCGAGGAACGUCUCGCCGAGUACCGCAAGAGGAAAGAGGGAAAAGUCAAGCCCGCAGCCAAGUCUCUUGUUACUCUGGACGUGAAGCCCUGGGAUGACGAGACCAACAUGGUUGCCCUCGAGACGGCCGUUCGUGGUAUUAAGAAGGAUGGUUUGGUAUGGGGUCAAUCUAAGCUAGUCGCUAUUGGUUUCGGUAUCAAGAAGCUGCAGAUCAAUUUAGUUGUUGAAGAUGACAAGGUGUCUACUGAUGAACUUCAGGAGCAAAUUCAGGAUUUCGAGGAGUAUGUUCAGUCUUCUGAUGUUCUCGCUAUGCAGAAGUUGUAG
This is a messenger RNA of Trichoderma aggressivum f. europaeum, 690 nucleotides long. RefSeq lists its product as uncharacterized. The coding region runs from base 1 to 690 and encodes 229 amino acids. Gene Ontology annotation, cellular component: eukaryotic translation elongation factor 1 complex; cytosol. Lineage: Eukaryota; Fungi; Ascomycota; Sordariomycetes; Hypocreales; Hypocreaceae. Gene Ontology annotation, molecular function: guanyl-nucleotide exchange factor activity; translation elongation factor activity. The record is from RefSeq and is a predicted model, not a curated record. The transcript is spliced from 4 exons. Gene Ontology annotation, biological process: translational elongation.